Molecule: messenger RNA, 7405 nt
Organism: Quercus lobata
Lineage: Eukaryota; Viridiplantae; Streptophyta; Magnoliopsida; Fagales; Fagaceae
Product: transcription elongation factor SPT6 homolog
Exons: 16
Coding region: 202-7233 (2343 amino acids)
Biological process (GO): transcription elongation-coupled chromatin remodeling; transcription elongation by RNA polymerase II; nucleosome organization
Cellular component (GO): transcription elongation factor complex
Molecular function (GO): nucleosome binding; nucleic acid binding; histone binding
Source: RefSeq, a predicted model, not a curated record
AUUCCGUUACUUAAAUAGACCCUCCGCUCCUCAUCAUCACCAUCAUCCCAAUAAUUAAUAUCCACAAUCACUGCAACUCUAGCUCUAACUAAUUACUUCAAAACUAAAACCCCACUCUCUCUCUCUCUCUCUCUAAAACCAUUUCCAAUACAAGAAAUCUAGGGUUUCUAGUUUCUACUAAAAACCAUCACUCAGUCAGCCAUGGCCAUUGUCAGCAAAGGAAGAGGAAAAGCUUAUGGUGAAGAAGCAGAAGAAGAAGAAGGUGAACUCGUGAGUCGCGAAGCCAUUGACGAAGACGACGAAGACGAAGACGAAGAAGAGCUAGGUCAGGAUGAGUAUGAGAAGGAUGGGUUUAUAGUAGAUGAAGUGGAGGAAGAUCCCGAAGAAGAAGAAGUAGAAGAACGUGUUGAGCAAGAAAAGCAAAAGAGGAAAAAGAGAAGGAAAUCCUGGAAGUUUGAUUAUGUUGAUGAAGACGAUUAUGAGUUGCUUGAAGAGCACGGUAUUCACCAACGGCGACCGAAAUUCAAGCGGCUCAAAAAAGCUAGGAACGAUUUUGACAUACAGGAGGAGCACACAGAGCUUUCAGAUGAAGAGGGACCGCAACUUGAGGAUUUUGCUGAAGAGGAUGCGGAUGUGCUUGAAGAGAAUGAGAUGGCGGAUUUUAUUGUUAGUGAUGAAGAUGAUGGAAUUGUUAUUGGUGGAGCUUCAAUCAGACCAAGGAAGUCAAGGAAGAAGAAGUUAGGGGAGAUUGCUGGUGUUUCAACUGCUGCAAUGGAGGAAGCACGUGACAUAUUUGGUGAUGUUGAUGAACUUUUGAGACUCCGCAAAAAAAGUCUAGCUGAGAGUGCCAGAUCUCGUGACUCUGCUGAGUUGCAGGGAAAGAGACUUGAAGAUGAGUUUGACCCCAUUAUUCUCAAAGAGAAGUAUCUGACAGAGAAGGACGAUAGAAUUUGCAAGAUUGACGUGCCAGAGAGGAUACAGAUAUCUGAGGAAAAAACUAAGCCAUGUCUUGAUGAAGAAAGUAUAGAAGAAGAAAGUUCUUGGAUACUAGGUCAACUUCCAACAAAUAUGAUACCAUUCUGGUUCUUGAAGAGAGUUACAGAGGAAACUAAUAAAGGGACUAGCGAAGAAUCUAAUGCCUUAAAAUAUUUUAAGGCAGAUAUCUUAAGGUUCUUAAAGUUGCAUCAUGUGGAGAAGUAUGAUAUUCCUUUUAUUGCUAUAUAUCGGAAGGAGCAGUGCCUAAGUCUAUUGAAAGAUCCAGAGGAAGGUGAAAUGGAAAACAAUGAAGGGGAAGAGAUAGAGGGAGUGCCAAAAAUGAAGUGGCAUAAGGUACUAUGGGCCAUCAAGGACUUGGACACAAAGUGGUUACUUCUGCAAAGGCGGAAGCGUGCUCUCUAUUCUAACUACAACCUGCGUUAUGAAGAAGAAGUUCACAGAAUUUAUGAUGAAGCAAGGCUUAAUCUGAAUAAGAAAAUCUUCAAAUCAAUUUUGACAUCUAUAUGGAGUGCUGAAUCAGAGAGAGAAGUUGAUGAUGUUGAUAUGAAGUUUAAUUUGCAUUUCCCACCAGAUGAAGUUGAAGGGGAGUUCAAGAGACCUAAGAGGAAAUCACUAUACAGCAUGUGCUCUAAGGCUGGCCUAUGGGAGGUUGCAAGUAAAUUUGGUUGGAAUUCUGAGCAGUUUGGGUUGCAAAUCACCCUGAAAGAAGUGAUGACAGAAGCAUUGGAGGAUUUAAAGGAAACUCCUGAAGAGAUAGCUUUGAACUAUAAGUGUGAAAUGUUUAAAACUCCAGAAGAUGUUCUUAAAGGUGCUAGGCACAUGGCUGCAGUGGAGAUCAGCUUUGAGCCAUGUUUAAGGAAAUAUGUCCGUAGCUUUUUUAUGGAUAAUGCCGCUGUCUCAACAAGCCCCACCUCUGUUGGAACUAAGUUGAUAGACUCUUCCCAUCAGCUAGCAAGGGUCAAAUGGCUACAUGAGAAGCCACUGUCAAAAUUUGGGGAUGCCCAAUGGCUCCUUAUUCAGAAGGCUGAAGAAGAGAAACUUCUUCAAGUUUCUAUCACAUUACCAAAAACUCACCUAGAUAAGUUGACUAGGCAGUGCAAUGAUUAUUAUCUCAGUGAUGGUGUUAGCAAAUCUGCACGACUCUGGAAUGAACAGCGCAAGUUAAUACUACAGGAUGCCUUUUCAAAAUUUCUUCUCCCUUCAUUGGAGAAGGAAGCUCGGGUGCUUUUGACAGCCCAGGCAAAGAAAUCUCUGCUUAUGGAGUGUGGAAAGCAGUUGUGGAACAAGGCUUCUGUUGCACCAUAUCAGCGAAAGGAACAUGAUGUUGGGCUAGAUGAGGAAACUGCGCCAAGGAUAAUGGCUUGUUGUUGGGGUCCUGGAAAUCCUGCAACCACAUUUGUGAUGUUGAAUUCAUCAGGAGAGUUGCUGGAUUGGAUGUAUGCUGGGUCCCUUAGCCGACAGUCAAAGAAUGUUGGUGACUUGCAGUGCAAGAAAGAUCAAGCACAACGUCUUCUCAAGUUCAUGGCAGAUCAUCAACCUCACGUCAUUGUUCUUGGGGCUGCAAAUUUGUUUUGUAAGCGGUUGAAGGAUGAGAUAUAUGAGAUCAUAUAUAACAUGGUGGAGGAAUAUCCUAGAAAUGUUAGUCAAGAAAUGGCUGAAAUUAGCAUUGUUUAUGGGGAUGAAUCACUGCCUCGUCUGUACGAACACUCACAGAUUUCUUCAGAACAGUUACCUGGACAACCAGGGAUUGUCAAGAGAGCUGUGGCUCUUGGUCGCUUCCUUCAAAACCCAUUGGCCAUGAUUGCGACAUUAUGUGGGCCUGGGAGAGAGAUAUUAUCAUGGAAUCUUGGCUCCUUAGACCAUUUUCUCACUCCUGAUGAGAAGUUUGAAAUGGUUGAACAGGUGAUGGUGGAUGUCACCAACCAAGUGGGUGUUGACAUAAAUUUGGCUGCGAGCCAUAACUGGCUUUUUGCUCCUUUACAAUUUGUAUCUGGGCUUGGACCCAGGAAGGCUGGUUCUUUACAGAGGGCAUUAGUUCGAGCUGGAGUAGCUACCUCUCGAAUGUACUUGAUUGCUCAUGGACUUGGAACAAAAAAGGUGUUUGCAAAUGCAAUUGGUUUCUUACGUGUAAGGUGCAGUGGGUUGGCUGCUUCUAGUAGUGAUUUUGAUCUUUUGGAUGAUACUAGAAUUCAUCCAGAGUCAUAUCCUCUUGCUGAGGCUUUGGCUGGUGAAGUUCACACAAAAUAUGCUGAAACUGCAGAUUAUGAUGAGACACCUAUAGAAUAUGUUAAGAACAAUCCACAACUGCUAGAAAAUUUCAUAGUUCAUAACUAUGCAGAGGAUAACAACAAAGAUAAACGAGAGACUCUUUAUGACAUUAAAAUGGAGUUGCUUCAUGGAUUUUGUGAGUGGCGUAGUCCUUUUAAAGAAUUAAGUCAGGAUGAGGAGUUCUAUAUUUUGUCUGGAGAAAAUAGGGAUUCACUUGUUGAAGGAAAGAUAGUUCAAGUAACAGUUCGGCAUGUAAAAACUGAUCGAGCAAUAUGUGUUGUUGACUCUGGCUUGACAGGAAUACUGUACAAAAAUGAAUUUGCAGAUCAACUGGAUGAUGUUGAUUUAACAGACAAAUUACAAGCAGGUCAUGUGCUUGCCUGCAAGAUUAAACAGAUUCAGAAGAAUAGAUACCAGCUGAUAAUAACCUGCAAAGAAAGUGAGUUGAACAAUAGUCAAUGUCAAAGCUCAUGUGAUGUUGAUCCCUAUUACCGUGAACACCAGAUGCAUGCCUUAAGUCAGCUGGAGAAGUCCUGUAGAGCGGUGGUAGCAAAAAAGAAUUUUAUACCAAGGAUGAUAGUUCAUCCCCAUUUUCGGAAUAUGACUGCUGAUGAAGCAAAGGAGUUCCUUUCAGACAAGGAUGUUGGAGCAAGUGUUAUUUGUCCAAGCUCAAAAGGUCCAUCUUGUCUGAUUUUAACUCUGAAAAUUUAUGACGGAGUUUAUACUCAGAAAGAAAUAGUUGAAGAUAGGAAGGAUCAGAAGGCCAGUUUGCUUACCCUUGGAACAACACUGAGAAUUGAUAAGGACAGUUUUGAAGAUUUGGAUGAGGUCAUGGAUCGAUAUGUUGACCCUUUGGUAUCUCACUUGAAGGCUAUCCUUUGUUAUCGUAAAUUCAGGAAAGGCUCAAAAACUGAAAUUGAUGACCUCUUGAAGGUUGAGAAAUCAGAAAACCCAAUGAGGAUAGUUUAUUGCUUUGGUGUUUGUUAUAUCCAUCCUGGCACUUUUAUUUUGUCUUUUAUAAGAAAUACAAAUCCACAUCAUGAAUAUGUAGUGCUGCACCACAAGGGAUAUAUAUUUCGGAAACAUACGUUUCAUAACAUUGAUCGGCUUGUGGCAUAUUUCCAGAAACACAUUAAUGAUUUGCCUCCACAGUCUACUCAUUCAGCUUCUGCCAUCGUACCAAUGGUCGGCACUGCUUAUAGGAGUUGUUUAGGUGGGGUACCCAUGGGUGGCGGGAGGGAAAAGAAUGAGAUCAAUAGGGGAGGACAGUCAUGUCCAGAAAGAGAUACCUUGUCAGCUCCUGGUUCUCAAGGAAAAAAUGAUUUGAUGAGUGGUGGUAGUCAAGAUAGGCAUCCAAGUGGCUUGACUACUAAGCCACAUGUUGAACAAAGCCAUUGCAAUUAUAAUAGCAGGAGGGAAAGCAACACUAAUGGAGGGAAGGGUUCUGGAUAUGGUAGUACUUUUCAAUGGGGCUCAGAUUGCACAAAUGGGAGUGGGAUAGAAAAUGGGUGGAAAAAUUUUCCUGGUGCUAAAAUCCAGAAUUCCCCUGGAAGAGAAGCUUUCCCUGGUGGGUGGAACGACAAUCAGAUUAGUAGUACCAGUAAUGGGAAUUGGAGUGGUGGAGAUGAGAAUGUUACAAAAUGUAGUUGGGGGGUUAAGAACAUUGUUGGCAGGGAAGGUGAGAGUGCUACUGCUAAUGAUGCUUGGGCUGGUGGUGGUAAAAGUAGCAAUACCGUUGUUAAAGAUGGCAAACAGAAUGGCAACUGCUUAAAUAAGAACAGUGAUACCUCGGGAGGUCGUGACUGGGUAAGUGGGCAAAGGGGAAGUGGCAUUGAUAGUGGUGGCAAUUGGGGCAUAGUAAGUAAUGACAAUUGGGGUAGAGCUGGUGGUAAUGCUAAUGACAAAGAGAGUUGCAGUUGGGGGGAAUGGGGGGGUAGCAGAAGUGGUGGUAGUGGUACUAAAGAUGUUGGACCAAGGAAUGAAGAUUGGGGGGAUAAGAGCCAUGGUGGCCGGCUCAAUAUUGACUUGGGUAGUAAGGAAGGUGGGAGAGGCACUAUUACUAGUGGUAAUGGAUCCAGAGUAAGUAACAGUUGGGUUGAUGGUAGAGAUGGGGCUGCUACCAGUUUGAGCGGUUGGGCAGCCGGUGGUAAUAAUGAUUUCAAAAGGAGUGAUGAUUGGGGGGCAUGGGGAGACAGAAAAAGUGGUAAUAGUGGUGGUAACAAGGGUAAAGGGAAUGACAAUUGGGGCAAUAAGAAAAAUACUGGCUGGGAUGGUUGUGCUGGAGGUAGUAAGGAAAGUGGGAGUGACAAUGUUACUAGUGGUAAUGGAUGCAAAGUAAGUAACAGUUGGGUUGAUGGUAGAGAUGGGGCUGCUACUGGUUUGAGCAGCUGGGUAGCCGGUGGUAAUAAUGAUGUCAAAAAGAGUGAUGAUUGGGGGGCAUGGGGGGAUAGAAAAAGUGGUAAUAGUGGUGCUAACAAGGGUGAAGGCAAUGACAGUUGGGGCAAUAAGAAAAAUACUGGCUUGGAUGGUUUUGCUGGAGGUAGUAAGGAAAGUGGGAGUGACACUGUUACUAGUAGUGGUCAUGGAUGCAAAGUAAAUAAUAGUUGGGUUGAUGGUAGAGAUGGGGCUGCUACUAGUUUGAGAAGUUGGGCAGCCGGUGGAAAUAAUGAUGGCAAAAAGAAUGAUUAUGUUGGGGCAUGGGGAGAAAGCAAAAGUGGUAAUAGUGGUGCUAACAAGGGUAAAGGAAAUGACAAUUGGGGCAAUAAGAAAAAUACUGGCUGGGAUGGCUGUGCUGGAGGUAGCAAGGAAAGUGGGAAAGACACUGUUACUAGUGGUAAUGUGUGCACAGAAAGGAACAGUAGGGUUGAUAGUAGAGAUGGGGCUGCUACCAGUUUGAGAAGUUGGGCAUCCGGCAGUAAUAAUGAUGGCAAAAAGAGUGAUAAUUGGGGGUCAUGGGAAGAUAGGAAAAGUGGAAAUAGUGGUGUUAAAAAGGGUCAAGGGAAUGACAACUGGGGCAAUAAGAAAACUAAUGGCUGGGAGGGCUGUGAUAGGGGUAGUAGGCAAAGUGGUAGUGAUGUUGGUACUGUUAACAAUAGGGGUGGGGUAAGUAAUGCUGGUUGGGGGGACUGUAAAGUAGGUACUUAUACAAAUGUUGGUUGGCGAGCUAGUGGUGAAAAUGUAGGCAAAAAGGGUCUAGGGAAUGAAAAUUGGGGCAAUAAGAAAACAAUUGGGUGGGAGGGCUGUAGUAGGCAAAGUAAUAGUGAUGCCAGUGCUGGUAACAAUGCGGUUGGGGUAAGUAAUGCCAGUUGGGGCUGCAAAGGAGGUACUUCUACAAAAGUUGGUUGGGGAGCUGGUGGUGAAAAUGUUGGCAAAAAGGGUCAAGGAAAUGACAAUUGGAGCAAUAAGAAAACUACUGGCUGGGAUGGCUGUGAUCGGGGUAGUAGACAAAGUGGUAGUGAUGCUGGUACUGUUAACAUUGGGGGUGGGGUAAGUAAUGCUGGUUGGGGGAACUGCAAAGGAGGUGCUGCUACAAAUGGUGGUUGGGGAGCUGUUGGUGAAAAUGCUGGCAAAAAGAGUGGUGGUACGGGGGAGUGGGGAAAUAAGAACAAUGCUGGUAGAGGGGGUGGAAGGGCUUGGCAUUCAGCUACUGAACCUGGUUCAGAGGUUAAAAAUGCUAGUCGGGUUGAAGGGAGUGGCAAUCGGGGCAAUAAGAACAAUACCCGCUGGGAUGGGAGUGACAGCGGUAGUAGGCCAAGUGGUGGUGGCGCUCGUACUGGUGAUAAUGGGGGCGGAGUAAGAAGCGGUGGCUGGGGGAAUUCCAAAGGAGGUGCUGCUGCAAGUGGUGGUUGGGGAACUAGUGGUGCAAAACAUGGCCCAAAGAGUGGUGGUUGGGGCGAAUGGGGAAAGAAGAAGAGCAAUGAUUCAAAGGCUAAAAAUGCUGGAUGGGGUGCUAAUUCUGGAUGGAAGUAAAUAGUUUUGGGGUGGUGAAAUCAUGUGUACAGAGAGUUAACAGUACUGAGAUCCUCUUUAAUUGUUUUUGCCGUUUUCUUGGAUAGUGAGUAGUGAGUGAUAGUUUGAUGUCUUUUACGAAGAAACCUUAUAUUACUAAUGCUUUAAUGGAUAUAUCUCAGUUCUUAUAUUA